GCCGAGAGGGAGGAGCAGGCGACUCGCCAGAAAUUCUCCGCCUCGCGCAGGGAGGCUCCCGGUGAACCGGGAGAUGGGAAAAGGACACGGCCGGCAGCCUCCCGAGCAGCGGCCGCCUCAGCCCCAGCCGCAGCUGCCCUCGCCAUGGCCACGGCCACGUUUGGGCGCCACAAAGUGAGCGAUUCUUUGACGCCGCCGCGGCCCAGGACCCCGCGGCCCCAACUGCUGGACUCGACGGACACCUCCACCAGUACAUCGCAGGUCCACAGCGCGAGCACCACCAGCACGACCACCGAGGGCUCGACGGAGGGAAUGUCGGGCAUCUCGCACUUCUCAGUGUCGACGAUCCUCGGUCUGCGCGGCUUCGGCUCCUCCUCGACCACGGGCGGUGGUGCCGCCGCCGCUGCCGCCCGGGACAAGCUCAAAGGAGAGAAGGCUCGCUCCCUCCUCAAGAUGUUGAUGAGAAAUCAGAAGGUACAUGAAGAUACAACAACUCAAAUGUCCACUGAUGUCCAUAAUUUAAUUCCUUGUGGUGAUGUGGCUGGCUUGCUGGCAAUUAAUGUGAAACAGUGCAAAGAUUUCACCGCCAGAUUCAAUGUUAAACGUGACACCUACUUGCUGAUUCGCAUUAGUAUUGAUAAAAUCAUGAAAUGCACAAACCCCCAAGUGUACAGAGCACACUUCAGGACCAAAAGGAUGAAUGCAAUUUAUUUCGGAGAUGUGAGAUAUUUUUCUGUAAAGGUUCCAAAGCAGAAGAGUGAUCCUAGGAAUAGGAUUGUUUUAGAGUUGGUGGGAUUUGAAGGUCCAAAAGACUUUCCAAGGCUGUUUGGGAAUGUAACUAUGCACCUUUAUGAAGUUAUUCAGAAGCAGUCCUUCAUUGAAAUGUGUCCUAUGAGGAUUAGAAACAUGAUUUUCUGCACAGUGGAGGUUCAAUUUAUGUUCUGCUAUGGAUGUCUUGGAUAUGGAUAUUCACAUCAGCUGAAACUGCCAGGGACAGAUCCUGCCCAUGCUGUGGCAUAUUCCAUGUUUCUACGGGUUCCACCACCAGAAGACAGAAAAGAUUAUACAAGGCACUUAUUCCUGACAUUAGAUGUUAGAUUUGUUCUAAUUAACUUAACUAAUAGCAUACAUACAGUUUGUCAUGUGAUUUUAGAAUUAAAUCAUUUUUAAAAGAAUUAGAACUGUAGAGGUUAAGAUGAAAACAUUCAUCUGAAAACAUGAAUUACCUC
Messenger RNA from Candoia aspera, 1229 nucleotides. RefSeq names its product cation channel sperm-associated targeting subunit tau-like. Bases 145 to 1170 code for a protein of 341 amino acids. NCBI's taxonomy places the organism in Eukaryota, Metazoa, Chordata, Lepidosauria, Squamata, Candoiidae. The transcript has 8 exons. The record is from RefSeq and is a predicted model, not a curated record.